Molecule: messenger RNA, 1788 nt
Organism: Knipowitschia caucasica
Lineage: Eukaryota; Metazoa; Chordata; Actinopteri; Gobiiformes; Gobiidae
Source: the annotation of a GenBank genome assembly
AUGUUACCCGGGAUCCGCACUUCUGUGGCCGGCUUGCGUCUCUGUGUCGGCACCGCUGCCCGACGAUGGCUGCUCCCGAGCGGACAGCUGCCUCACAGCCGCCUGCGGAGCCUCUGUUCCCGGUCUGCACACAACUGUACCGUGGACCCCGGAGCCCGAGAGGAUUUUGUGUUUGUGGAUUGUGUGGAGACGCACAAUCCAAAGACAGAUCAUUCAGUUUUUGGGACAGAUUUGGUCCACUUGCCCUCGGACCUUGUGACCCCACCUGACCCAGUCCCAGCACACAGGAAGAAGCGGGUCUCAGAUCGGAAGCGGCAGACCCUCCAGACCACAGUGAACCAGGACUAUGGACGUAACGUGGAUCAUCCUAGACCUUCACCAGGCCAGGGUCUGGUCCAUCAUCCUGAAGUGAGUCCAGAGCCAGGGACCGGGCUCUCAUCUGUGCCCUGCUAUGGCUGUGGGGCCCCGCUUCAGACCGUUGACCCUAUGGUCCCGGGAUACCUGCUCCCACACCACUUUUACCAACCCCAAGAGCCGGAGAUGGAGCGGGAUGGAGACCAAACCAAAGUCCAUACCAGGGUCAAGACCAAACCUAAGCCAAGUCGGACUCUGUGCCAGCGCUGCCAUCAGCUCACCCACCACCACCAAAUCCUGCAAGUCACUCUCAACCAGGAGCACUUCAGAGAAAUUAUAUCAGGCAGGCUGCGUUCGGCCCGGGUGCUGGUUCUCCUGGUGGUGGACCUGGUAGACCUGCCGGACUCCAUCAUCCCAGACCUGGGUGACCUGGUGGGAGCUGACAAACAGGUGUCUGUGGUGGGAACUAAGCUGGACCUGCUCCCUGUCCUGAGCUCUCAGGACGUGAGCGCUGUGAAGAGGCGUCUGCAGGAGUAUGUUUGCUCUCUCACUGGGUUCCAGGCCCUGUCCGUCAGCCUGGUGAGCGCUCAGACCGGCUACGGAGUGGAGGAGCUGGUGUCCACGCUGCACAGGGUGUGGAGACACAAGGGAGACGUGGUGCUGGUGGGCUCUGCCAACGCGGGCAAGUCCACGCUCUUCAACGCUCUGCUGGAGUCUGAUUACAACCGGCUGUCAGGCUCCCGCAGGGCCACCGUGUCCCCCUGGCCAGGGACCACUCUUAACCUGCUCAAGUUCCCAAUCCUGAACCCCACCCCAGCACGCCUCCUCCAGCGUCACCAGCGACUGAAGAAGGAGGCCCUUCUGCUGAGUACUGCUGAGACUGAUGAGGGCAGAGGGGAGGGGAGGGGCCAACUGGCUUAUGUCACAGGUGAUGUGGGAAGAACGUUCAAAAGUGUGUCCAAGCCGCAGGAGAUCUCUUUCGAUCCAGACCUUCUGGCUUUCGGGGAGACUGAGGAUGGACUGAUCACUAGACCAGUUGCUGAGAAGGUGGAAGAGGAGGAACUGGCCAAGCAUCAUGUGAAAGACGCCCACUGGCUCUACGACACUCCAGGAAUCAUCAAAGACCAGGAUAUGUUGAAGCUGCUGACAGAGCAGGAGGUCCGCUCAGUAGUCCCGGUCCAGGCCCUGGUUCCUCGCACGUUUGUGUUGAAGCCUGGCUCGUCACUGUUUGUGGGAGGCCUGCUCCGCAUCGACUUCAUCAGUGGCCCCAGGUCUGCGUGGUUCUCUGUGCUGGCCUCUGGUCUGGUGCCGGUGCAUGUGUCCACUGUGGAGAGGGCAGAGAGUGUGUAUGAGAAGCACGCAGGAGAGAGGCUGCUCGGGGUAACGCACACACUUGCAUACGCACUUCUGUCAGCUCCUUGCGGGAGACUGUGA